AUGCAGUUUAUUCUAUGGUCGAUAUUUAUUAUUAUAUUAAAUUUGACAAAAACGAAUCAAGUCAUUCUUCGAUCUUCAUUUAAACCUAAAAAUUCAAAUUCACUUUCUAUUAAAAAUAACUCAUAUGAAACAUAUUGUUCUUGGUUUCUUUAUCCACCAUGGAAACGUCGUAAUGAUCUUUUUAAUGACAAACUAUAUAACAAUUCAGUAGAAUAUUUUAGUAUUAAUGAAAAUGAUUAUAUAACUAAUAAUUCGUAUAUAGAAAGUUCAAAAAUAAUCGCAUGUAAUGAAAUUAAUUUAACAUUUUAUUCGAAAAUAAAUAGUUUCAAUAAAAAUAUAACUCUUAAUUUAUUUCUAUACAAACAAAAUUUAUGGAAUAAUAUAUGGAAAUAUAUGUACAAUGAUUCUCAAUGGAAAUUUCAUCAUCUUAAAAUCGAUCUGACAAAUGAAACUGAACAUAUACAAUUUCGAUUUGCUCCUCUGGUAUAUUCUAAUUUUAAAAUCUCAAUGGAUAUUACUAAACCAAAUAUAAAUUGUCAAAAUAAUACAUCAGAAAUAAAAAGUCAAGUAUCUGUUCGAGGCAAUUCAAAAGAACAUUCAUUCUUAUUUGCUUUAUUUGGUGGUAUAUUUUUACUUAUAUGUAUUAUAAUUACAGUUAUAUUUAUUUAUGGUAUUAUUGAAAAACGUAUUAAUGUAUGGACAAGAAGAGCAUCAAGUAAACGUCGAAGAAAAUUACGAAAAACAAGAAAUGCUAUUCGAGAUGAAUCAACAGUAAUUAGUUUACCAGCAAAUAUGGAUUAA
Adineta steineri is the source of this 801-nucleotide messenger RNA. NCBI's taxonomy places the organism in Eukaryota, Metazoa, Rotifera, Eurotatoria, Adinetida, Adinetidae. The record is from the annotation of a GenBank genome assembly.